UAAUAGUUUUUAAAACUUUGAAAGAUAUUGAUAAAUAUUUAUAAUAUAUUCAUAAAAUUUAGAAUCUUUUUCAUGUUCUUAAAUGUAUAUUUAAGAAGGCUUUUAUGAAUAUAUAUUUACGAAUAAAAUACUAAAUUUGAAUUAUAUGUAAAUUUAGUAAGAUAUUUAUGAAACAAUGAUUCCUUAUCAUACAAAGCUUUUAUUACUUAAAAUGUUUCUUUAAAUGCUUUUGUAAAAAUAAUUGAUUGGAUAAUAAAAAGCAGAACUAAACUCUAAACCACCGCAGAAACAACAUGAACAAGUAGAACCACACUAAGCAGAAUAAAAGAAGUUGAACCUCACUCUCAGGUCUCCUUUCUGUCGUGGAGGAAAACGCGAGAGUGACCCGUGAGAAAGAAGAAGACAAUGGCCUCUGAACCUCACUCUCAGGUUUUAGUGGAAGAGACAUCGAAUGUAAGAAUCUUGACACUAAACAGACCAAAGCAGCUGAAUGCUCUGUCUUUGAACAUGAUCACUCGCUUGCUGCAACUGUUCCUUGCGUAUGAGGAGGACCCUAGUGUCAAACUUGUCAUCCUAAAGGGUCAGGGAAGAGCGUUUUGUGCCGGUGGUGAUGUUUCAGCUGUUGUUCGUGACAUCAGACUAGGCAAAUGGAGACGCAGUGCUGAUUUCAUGUCACUUCAAUAUACUCUCAACUAUGUAAUGGCCACAUAUAGUAAAGCUCAGAUUUCAAUUUUGAAUGGUAUUGUCAUGGGAGGUGGAGCUGGUGUCUGCGUCCACGGUCGAUUUCGUAUUGCAACAGAGAACACGGUUUUUGCCAUGCCUGAGACUGCUCUAGGUCUAUUUCCGGAUGUAGGCGCCUCCUACUUCUUGUCAAGGCUCCCUGGAUUUUUUGGAGAGUAUGCUGGCCUCACUGGAGCUAGGUUAGAUGGCGCUGAAAUGCUUGCUUGUGGUCUUGCAACUCAUUUUGUGCCUUCAACGAGGUUGACUGCCUUAGGAGCAGAUCUUUGCAGAGUUGGUUCAAGUGAUCCAGUUACCUUUGCCUCAACAAUUCUCGAUGCAUACACUCAACAUCCACAUCCGAAACAGAAGAGUGCUUGCCACAGGUUAGAUGUUAUUGAUAAGUGCUUCUCGAGAAGAACAGUCGAAGAAAUUAUAUCUGCACUUGAGAGAGAUGCAACUCAUAAACCAGAUGAUUGGAUCUCAGCUACCACUGGAUCAUUGAAGAAAGCUUCACCAGCAAGCCUUAAAAUCUCUCUUAGAUCGAUAAGAGAAGGACGAUUGCAAGGGUUGGGGCAGUGUCUUAUCCGUGAGAAUAGAAUGGUGUCACAUGUGAUGAAGGGAGAUAUAAGCAAAGAUUUUGUGGAGGGGGGUAGAGCCAUAUUGAUAAACAAAGAUAGGAACCCAAAGUGGGAGCCAAGGAGACUGGAGGAUAUGAAAGAUAACAUGGUAGAUAAGUACUUCAAGAGAGUGGAAGAAGAGGAGGGAUGGGAGGAUCUUAAGCUUCCACCAAGGAAACACUUGCCUGCUUCAGCGAUCGCAAAGCUAUAAAGUUGACAAGGUGAUGGAGCUCAUCCACCUUCACGUAUUUAAACCAAUAAUAAAAGAAAGGCUGGAAGUGACAAGAGCAGUCAUGCCUUUAAAUUCAAUCUUCUCUGUUGUGUUAUAGCGCCAUUGGUGAGAAAUGUUUUAGAUCUUCCAUUUAUAUAUUUUUCAUUGAUUCAAAUCAGAAAUAUAUUUUUGUCUCGCA
This is a messenger RNA of Brassica napus (rape), 1747 nucleotides long. Its product is annotated as 3-hydroxyisobutyryl-CoA hydrolase 1-like. The record is from RefSeq and is a predicted model, not a curated record. The coding region runs from base 406 to 1548 and encodes 380 amino acids. NCBI's taxonomy places the organism in Eukaryota, Viridiplantae, Streptophyta, Magnoliopsida, Brassicales, Brassicaceae. The transcript is spliced from 13 exons. Gene Ontology annotation, biological process: L-valine catabolic process. Gene Ontology annotation, molecular function: 3-hydroxyisobutyryl-CoA hydrolase activity.